Molecule: messenger RNA, 1968 nt
Organism: Laetiporus sulphureus 93-53
Lineage: Eukaryota; Fungi; Basidiomycota; Agaricomycetes; Polyporales; Laetiporaceae
Product: PCI-domain-containing protein
Exons: 13
Coding region: 1-1560 (519 amino acids)
Biological process (GO): protein deneddylation
Cellular component (GO): COP9 signalosome
Source: RefSeq, a predicted model, not a curated record
AUGGAUGACGAUGAUGCCAAGUACAUGCAAGGCAGCGAUGACGAGGACUACAGCUUCGAUUAUUCUGAUGACGAUGCAGGCGAUGAAGCCGGCAGCGCCGAUGUCGAGAACAUGUACUAUACUGCCAAGUCAAAGAAGGAGGAUAAUCCGGAACAAGCCUUAAAGGAAUUCCGCGCUAUAGGGGACUGGGGAUUCAAAGCGCUCAAGCAAUUAACAAAGCUUCUCUUCCUGACACUACACAGACCAAACGACGCGCUCAAUACCUAUCGACAGCUGCUCACGUACACAAAGUCCACUGUCACACGAAACUAUGCCGAGAAAACCAUCAACGGUAUCCUGGACUACGUUGGUGGCAGUAAGGGAGGACCAGUGGGUGAUGAGGUAUUGGAAAAGUUCUACCAAGCCACGAAGACUGCGCUGUUGGAGGUGAAGAAUGAGAGGCUCAACGCGAAGACGAAUCUCAAGCUCGCAAAGCUUUGGCUUGAUCGCAAGCAGUACGGUCGCCUAGCGCAGGUCCUCAAAGAGUUGCAUAAAAUGACUCCCAACGGUGAUGGGGAAGAUAUGGCACAGAAAGGUACUCAACUACUUGAGAUCUACGCGCUCGAGAUCCAGAUGCACAAUGAGACGAAGAACUUCAAGAAUUUAAAGGAAAUCUACAAUGCAUCGAACUCUGUCCGCUCCGCCAUUCCUCACCCGCGUAUCAUGGGGGUCAUCAAAGAAUGUGGCGGCAAGAUGUGGAUGGGUGAACGCCAAUGGAACAGUGCGAGCGAAGACUUCUUUGAAUCAUUCAAGAACUACAACGAAGCCGGAUCCCCGCAGCAUAUUCAAGUGCUCAAGUAUCUCGUCCUCGUGAACAUGCUCACGGGAAGUGAGGUGAAUCCAUUCGACAGCCAAGAAACGAAGCCAUACAAGAACGAUCCACAGGUCAAGGCGAUGACAGACCUCAUUGAUGCGUAUCAACGGCGAGAAGUGCAUGCCGCUGAAAAGAUUCUGCACGGUAAGAUGUCUCAUCCCCUGGUCGCAGGUCAUUUUAAUGACAUCCUUCAAGACAAUGAGUCAACAAUCAUGGGCGAUCCCUUCAUCAAGGCGUACAUUGGUGAAUUGCUACGCAGCUUGCGCACACAGUACCUUAUCGACCUGAUCAAAUUGUACACGCGUCUCGAGCUCUCUUUCCUCGCGAAGCAACUCAACGUUGACAAAGACGAGGUCGAGGAUCUCCUCAUUGGGCUAAUCCUCAAGGGCAAGGUAGAAGGAAAGAUUGAUCAAGUCGCGAUGCGGCUUGAGCUCGAGAAUAAACAGAGUCUCGAGAAGAAAUGUUAUGCAGCACUCGACACACGUCUGUGGUCGCCAAGAACCAGAGCGGAAACAAGGAAACGGACUUUGGCAUGGGUGCAAAUCCGUUCGGAUCCAGUAUUCGAGAGCUGGAAGGGAGGUGGUAGAGGACCAGACCUGCUGUCUGUUAUUGACCAUCCGUGUACUCGAUUGUCAUACAUUCUCAUUCUCAUGCAAUCGCUGCCAUGUCUCAUGCGAUCUUGGCAGGUUAUGUUGUGCGUGAGUUGAAUUAUGGGGCAACAUCAUAUGUUACAGAGUGAGACCCUGGGGAAGCCAGUGUUGGCAACACAUACACGCCGAUGAGCAUGCAUCCUCCCAUAUAAAAUUAUGCGCGUCAUGGAAUGAUGGGCUUCCAAUCAUAAUUUCAGCCAUCCCGUGACUGCGUGUCCGUCGGUAUACGCAACUCUCUGGGAAACAGUCCCCUCACCCUCGCCUCUAACGUCUUCCUCUCUGAGAUCCUUAAUGUCUUUGCAAAAUCUGUCUCCUUCCUCGUCCACACACACAGGUCCUCCUCCUUGCUCGCCUCUGCAUAUAAGUUCGGACUGAUCUUCAUCAGCACCUCCAUCGCAUGCUGGCAUGCAGCAAAACUUUCUCUCCAGCUCGGCCUGCCGCUGUCAUCGGAUGUGUCGUUUGUGG